Amblyraja radiata (thorny skate) is the source of this 1068-nucleotide messenger RNA. Its product is annotated as calcium-activated chloride channel regulator 1-like. NCBI's taxonomy places the organism in Eukaryota, Metazoa, Chordata, Chondrichthyes, Rajiformes, Rajidae. Gene Ontology annotation, molecular function: intracellularly calcium-gated chloride channel activity. The record is from RefSeq and is a predicted model, not a curated record. Bases 1 to 1068 code for a protein of 355 amino acids. Gene Ontology annotation, cellular component: plasma membrane. The transcript is spliced from 7 exons.
AUGGGGUUGGAGAAUCGUAUAAAUAAGCUCCAACAAGCAGCCAAAGUAUUCUUACUCCAGAUCAUUGAAGAUGGCUCACACGUCGGAAUAGUUAGUUUUCAUUCUGCUGCAUUUACUGACUCAAAGCUGAAAUUAAUUGAUGGUGAUGAUGCCAGGAAUGAACUUGUACAACUGCUGCCCGCAACAGCCAGUGGGGGAAGAAAUAUCUGCAUAGGAGUUAGGUCUGGAUUUGCGGUACUUCGUGCAGAUGAUGGUUCUACAAGUGGCGAUGAAAUCAUAUUGGUGGUUCUUGGUGAGGACAAUGGAAUAAACGGUUGCUUUGCAGAGGUGGAGCAAAGUGGAGCCAUAAUCCACACCAUAGCAAUAGGGCAAAAUGCGACUGAAGAACUAGAGCAGCUCUCCAUUAUGACAGGAGGUUUACAGUUUGCAGCAGCUGAUAAUUUGGAUUCGAGUGGAUUAAUUGAUGCAUUCAGUGCAUUGGUCGCAACAAACGGUGACAUUAAUCAUCAGCCAAUCCAGCUUGAAAGUUCAGGAACAAGGAUCGACAACGGCACAUGGAUGAAUGGCACGGUUGUUUUUGAUAAGACUAUUGGAAAUGACACCAUGUUUGUGGUUACUUGGGAUGCUCAGACUCCUAUUGUGAUUGUACGUAAUCCCAGUGGAAAAACAUACAACCUCGAUGACUUUAGGAUAAAUCAAACAGAACACACAGCCCAUCUUAAGAUUCAAGGCACUGCACAGACUGGAAAUUGGAUCUACAACAUCCUGAAUCAUGGAAUCGAACAGUUUGUAACAACCUCUGUUACAUCACGAGCAGCAAACGCAGAAAUUCCCCCAGUGAAUGUCAAUGCAUACAUGAGCAAAAAAGACACCAUGAGCCCAAUCAUUAUCUACGUGGAGGUUACUCAUGGAUUUCUACCAGUCCUGCAUGCCAAUGUGACAGCUAUUAUCGAACGUCCCAGUGGUCCUCCGAUUCAACAGAAGCUUUAUGAUGAUGGCUUAGGAUCAGCCAUUGCCAAGGAAGCAGAGAAGGUUCCAGUGUCAUUCCCAGGUUCCAUGUCUAGCUGA